AUUGACGACUCUGACACGAAGGGGGUUUAUCCUGUCGACAAAACAUCUUUUGGAAGGUAUACUGUACCAUGGAUAAUUUGCAGUUGUAAGUCUCGAGAGAUCAGCCUCAGGCCAAAAUUCUGCUGGAUACCGGCAUGCACGGACUCUCAUAAGAGAAUUUCUGGUGUUCCGCUCGAUCAGGGAUGAAGAAACUCAUUCUUGUCGACGCUCUGCUGAAGCCUGCAAAGUACCAUAAAACAACCCCAUCAGCAGUGGACUGGUGGAUUGCCGGAGCUGCUUUUUUUGGAGGCACUUGUUUUGUGAUUGGGAGCUUCAGUGGGAGCUCACAGCUGGAGGUGAAGCCUAAAGCUGGGCUCACCAGUGCUUACACAUGGCUGGUGUAUGUCACCUUUUGUCUGGGAAGCUAUCUAUUCACAUUGGGAUGCUUCCUUAUAACCGUUGCAGCACAGAAUGAAAGAUUCCAAGAGAACUACUCCUCCUGGAAGGUGCAGCCUGAUCUCAACACGAGGCCUAAAUACAGAUGGCUGGGGAUUAAAUCUCGGAGCGUUGCCUGGUGGGGAGGGGUUGUUUACACGUUCGGAGCAGUCCUGUACAAUAUUGGCACGACAGUCAGUCUGGCUGAUCAGUUUGAGAGUGUGGUGUUGUCCCCAACUGCUCAGCUUGUUCUGGAGAGAGUCACAUUUCUGGUGGGAGGAGUGGGGUUUCUCCUGGGCGGAGCUUCCUUUGUGCUGGAGAGCAAGGGCUGGCGCUUUUUGGAAGGUAUUUUAGUACCAACAAGUAGGAACGAUUUGGCCAGCCUUGAUUACUGGGUGAAUUGGCUGAAUUUCUGGGGAGGAGUGGGAUUCUUUGCAAGCGGCGUAUUUGGGAUGGUCCCAAAUCUGGACACAAUAGUAUUCUAUGUGGAGAAUGCCAUUGGGUUUGGAUUGGGAAGCUGUUGCUUCUGGAUGGGUGGCCUGCUGCUUUUUGUGAAAAUGUCCCUAGAUCAAGAGGCAGAAGCUCAGUAUGGGAGCCUCACAGAAGACCGUCUCAAGGGUGACUCUGCAGGCAGCAUAGCUCUGUCCACAUUGUCAGAGCCAUAGAAUUGAAGAGUACAAUUUAUAGAUUCAUAUGCAGUGCAUAGGACGCUGCAGUGCAGCAUUAUCAGAAGCCUUUCCUCAGGAGAGAGCGCAGAAGUAGGAUGCGCACUGCCAAAGAUGGCAUGGUGCUCUGCAGUAUUGCAGUGUGCUCCACAGCUGAGCAUCACUGCUGCCUUUGUGC
This is a messenger RNA of Coccomyxa subellipsoidea C-169, 1257 nucleotides long. RefSeq lists its product as hypothetical. The coding region runs from base 183 to 1079 and encodes 298 amino acids. The record is from RefSeq and is a predicted model, not a curated record. Lineage: Eukaryota; Viridiplantae; Chlorophyta; Trebouxiophyceae; Coccomyxaceae. The transcript is spliced from 7 exons.